Molecule: messenger RNA, 785 nt
Organism: Mercurialis annua (annual mercury)
Lineage: Eukaryota; Viridiplantae; Streptophyta; Magnoliopsida; Malpighiales; Euphorbiaceae
Exons: 3
Coding region: 240-647 (135 amino acids)
Source: RefSeq, a predicted model, not a curated record
GAAAAGCCAAGUAGUCAAAUUCCAUCCUACAUUUCCUCUUAACCAAGAAAACUAAUCCUUUAUUCACUUGAACAAUGCAAAAUGUAGACACUAAGUGACAAGUAGAAUUCUCACUUUCCUACUCUUUAUCUCUAAUUUCUCUAAUUGUGUGGCUAAUCUUUAAACUAAUUAUAUCAUUUUGAAUAAAAGUGGGAUUAUAAGUGAGAAGAAAGUUAUUAGUUUGAUAAAGUUGGGCGAGUAUGCAUCAUUUAGCAGUUAAAAGUAGUAGCAGUAACCUUGUUGAUUCAGGCCGUGAACCUAACCGGCUUGGUUUUGGAGGCAGCAACCAACCGCUUUGCCCUAAACCGCGCCGACUCGGACCGACUAUGCCUGAGUUUUUGAAGCCCCUUAGAUGUACCAAGCACAGCCAACCGAUUUCAGAUGGAACAAAUGGAAUUCUCAACCUGAUUUCUGAUAAGGAAGUAGAAGGAAUAGAAAGCAAAUGCAGUGGGUGCUUGGGAAGUGGUUACUCAGGAUCUCCACCAGGAAGAACAGACAAUCCAUUAAUUCACGACGUUCAAUUUGUACAUCAAAUGGAGCUUCUUUCUCCUUUUUCACGAACCAAACUUUCUCAUCAGUUUGGCUUCACCUCUACUUCUUCUAUUUGAAACCUUCUUUUUCUAGUUGUAUAAUUUUUGUUGUUGUUGUUCAUCAUAUUCUCACAAAUGUGUUGUGGGUCUUCUUUUUGUAAGUAGUAUAAGUUUGGACAGGCUCGUUUAAUAAUGUACAUAUUAUUUUAUCAUAAA